AUGGAUCCAGAGAAUCACAGAUAUAUGAAUCAAAAUUACAGCCAAGAGCCUAAUCAUCCUAUGAAUAGACAACACAGUUUUCACCAACCUGAGACUACUCACCAAUAUCAUCACCACCAAGCACAUCAUCAACAAAACCAGGCUCUGAUGCCAAUGCAACAACAACAAUCGCCUUAUAACAACGCCACGGCUAAUGCUGCUCCAGUGAAAUCAGAAUCAUCUCCGCAAAGCAGAGUUAUCAUGUCAUCUCAGCCUACUACUCCUCAGCCAACUGCCAGUAAUACCGAGCACAAUGAUUCGAUCAAGAAUGAUGAAUUAGAUGAAUCGAAUUUGCAAUAUCCAUCUUCACCACCAUUGCCCCUGGAAGCUCAGAAAUACAGUAGCUCGGCGACGCCAGGCACACCCUCCUCUUCUUCCAACUACCAUCCUCAUGUCAGCAAUAACCCGACUUCAAGAGAUCGUAAAGAGUCACUCAUUAGCGAGACAUGCCCUUCAUUUGGCCCUACUGAAUACGCCCAUAACAUUGUAUCAUUAGACAGACAUACAACUAUUGAUGUUCGUCUCCAUACAAAGGUGGAUCGUGGCUUCUUUUUGGCUGAUAAUGACUGGACAUGUUAUCGUCGCAAUUACUUUCAAGUAAGUGGAUCCUUCUCUUUGGAAGGUGUGGGCAUUUUGUACGAGGGACAAGAUUUCCCUUGCUUGGCAAAGGAUCACAACGGAUCACUGGAGGAGAUUCACUGCUUCAUGCUUGGUGUCAGUGCUCGCUUAUCUGAUUGUGAUAAAUCGAUUCAGUUGAUUCAACACACCCCCAAACGUGAUAAAGGUCCUCAAACAACACCUACCCCAAAGUUGAUCCGCCCUGGAGGUAAUAUCGGUUUUAGUGCUGUUGGUUCUAGUCAAUCUAUUGUCACCUUUGAACGUCUUCAGUUCAAAACUGCAACCGCAAACAAUGGCAAGAGACGUGCUGCUCAACAAUACUAUGUCAUUGUCGUUGAACUAUUAGCAAAAUUACGUAAUGGAAAUACGAUCACUGUGGCUACUGCCAAAUCAUCCUCGCUUGUUGUCCGUGGUAGAAGUCCUGGCCAUUACGCUGAAACUGACUCUGGUGCUCAUAGCUCUAGUAAGCGUACUAGCAGUGGAGGUGGCCCUACUUCCAGUGUCAUUCAACAUAGUAACUCAGCUGCACAUGUUCCAUAUGGACGUCCUACUGCCUAUGCUGGUGCGAGUGCUCAUCUCUUCCAGCCUACAGAAUACAUGCCCUAUGAUUACCACGGUGUAGCCUAUACAAACUAUAGUCACAUGCCUCCACCUCCACCCAUGUCUCACUCUCACUCAUAUCCUGGAUUACAGCAACAACAGCAACAACCACAGACUUACACUAGUGUCCAUGACCGUGUUCAUUCAAAUGCAUCUCCUGAGGCGCCUUAUUCUGCAAAUAAUCACCACCAUCAACCUCAGCAACACCACUCCAACGAACAACCCGACUAUUCCUCUGUCAAGGACGAUUCGACAAGUUCACCUUACUACUGGCAAAGACAGCAGGGCGAGCGUCAGGAGGAUGCUCACCAUCAACAGCACCAGCAACAACACCCUCAGGAUUGGAGCAGAAUCAGAAUGGCUUCUAAUAACAGUGCGUCAAGCGUUGAUAACUCCCAACAUGGAUCACCUUACAUGAAUCAUCAUCAACAACACCAACAAGCGCCAGAUCAUUACUACUCUCACCCUCAUUCUCACGCACCUCCACCACCUCCACCUCAAACACAAAGUCAAUAUGGUCAUCAUCCAUCUUAUGGCCAUCAUCACCCCUUAACUCAGAGUUUGCCACCACCACCCUCCUCUGCUGCUACUACUGUUGCUGGAUCUGAGCACUAUCCUACCUAUCAGCCACCUCAACAACAGCAACACUAUGAAUGGCGUCCAACCAACAACAAAAUACCAAUGUACACUUAUGACACUGACAAUAACCGUAAGGAAUAUGAAAGACCUCAAACAGGAGGCACACCCCCGCCCUCCUCUUCUUCGCCCAUAGCAGGCAGAGAAGCUACUAUUGUAAAAUAA
Mucor velutinosus is the source of this 2058-nucleotide messenger RNA. Its product is annotated as Serine--tRNA ligase, mitochondrial. Gene Ontology annotation, biological process: positive regulation of transcription by RNA polymerase II; meiotic cell cycle. Bases 1 to 2058 code for a protein of 685 amino acids. The transcript has 5 exons. Gene Ontology annotation, cellular component: nuclear chromosome. Gene Ontology annotation, molecular function: DNA binding; DNA-binding transcription factor activity. NCBI's taxonomy places the organism in Eukaryota, Fungi, Mucoromycota, Mucoromycetes, Mucorales, Mucoraceae. The record is from RefSeq and is a predicted model, not a curated record.